Closterium sp. NIES-67 is the source of this 425-nucleotide messenger RNA. NCBI's taxonomy places the organism in Eukaryota, Viridiplantae, Streptophyta, Zygnematophyceae, Desmidiales, Closteriaceae. The record is from the annotation of a GenBank genome assembly.
AUUGCUGGCACAUGAGAUAACUCUAGAGGACCUGAAAGGGGAGAAGAAGGGGGCUCUUCAGCUGUUCGCGUUGCUGCUGGGAGCACCGGAGGAAACAUCAGAAAGGUGGAGGAGGGGUGGGAAGAGGAGGAAGAAAGGAGCACGAGUACCAGCACCAGCACCAGCAGCAGCAGCAAUAUCACCACCAAUUACAGCAGCACCGACAACUGCAGCAAAAGCAGCAGCAGCAACAGCAAUGGCAGCACCAGUAGCAACAACUACUGCAGCAACAACAGAACCAUCAACAACAACAGCAGGAGCAGCGGCAACAGGAGCACCACCACCUGCAGCAGCAGCAGUUGGAGGAGGGGCAGAGCCGAAAGGGGAUCCAGACCUGUGGUAUGUACAAUGAGAGCUUGCUGCAGGCGUUGGCAGGGCAGAGUCCG